AUGUUUGUUGCUGUUGCUGAUGAUGAUGAUGAUGAACUUCAAACUGACGAAGAAGGUAAUCCAAUUUGUAUCGUUUGCAAUGAAAAAUUAACCAACGAAAAAGAAUGGGCUGAACACGUCGAAUUUGAACGUUCCAACCUGAAACAAAAUGUUUCUGGGUUAAAAGAACAGAAAAGUGCUUUUGAUCGCAACGUAAAUUCGUCAUUAUUAGCUGACCAAAACAGAAGAAAACGAGAGUCAGAAUUGAAUCGAAUUCGUCUGAAUCAGCAAAAACGACUUGAAUUGAAAAAUACAAUCAUCUCAGAUGCUCAAACUACAACGGGUCGUCCAUCGAAUAGCACUAGUCCAUUUUCAUCUCCAUCUGCUGGUUCACUGAUCAAAAAAGAGGAUGCACCACUGAUCGGAAACACAAAUUACUGUAAAUUUUGUGAGCGACACUAUGAAUACCUCAUCAUCAGCAACAGUUUUGAAGAGCCACGAUGUCAAGAUUGCUUUGCAAAACUUCGUGCUCAAACUAGUGCUCUACCACUUACGAUUACGAGCGCAUCGUUGGAUACAACAGAUUCGUUGUGUGAUGAAAAUGCCGAAACUUCAUCACCUCAGUCGCCGCUUUCCUUAGUCGUUGAUGCCAAGCGAAGCAGAUUUAACUAG
Messenger RNA from Enterobius vermicularis (human pinworm), 651 nucleotides. The record is from the annotation of a GenBank genome assembly. Lineage: Eukaryota; Metazoa; Nematoda; Chromadorea; Rhabditida; Oxyuridae.